AUGGCGCUGGGGUCUGCGCCCAGCCCACCUGCCUCCCGCCUCCUCCGAUGGACUCACCACGCCCUUCGCGCCGUGACCUGUGUGGCCACGGUCCCGGAGGUGGCCUUCUCCGCCGACAACCACCGACAACCGCCCUGCCUGCCUCCCUGCUCCCGGUUGCGUCAUGGGGAUGGGCGCGGGCAGGACUGGAACCUCAGCGAGCUGGGGCUGCAAACACUUUGCCAGAACUAUCUGUCGGUGUUAAAUGAGAUGAUCGACGUGAACGUGGGCGCGGCGGGGAAGACCCAGGCAACCCCGGAACCCGCCCGUCGCUGCUCCAACCGGCUCCGGGCCGCCCGCUGUGCCCGCUGCCGCUGCACCUUCACCCCCACAUCCCUGUGGCGCCGUUAUCAGCUGCCACGGGUUCCCGUGACCCAGAACGAAAGGACCCGCAUCUGGGUCACCGGGAGCCAGAGGCAGCCGGUCCUCUUCAACCAGAAGUACCGGCUGCAGGGCCGGGAGGUGUGCGAGCCCCGGUACCUGGAGGUCUCGGACCCGCUCCGCUGGAAGCUGCUGCUGCUGGGCCUGCAGCUGCUGUCGGGCUUCUUCAUCCCCCUGCUGUUCAUGACGUUCUGCUACCUGUUCAUUGUCAGGACCCUGCUGCAGGCCCAGAACUCCAAGCGGCACAAGGCCAUCCGCGUGGUCGUGGCCGUGGUCCUCGCGUUCCUGGCCUGUCAGGUCCCGCACAACGUGGUGCUGCUGGUGACGGCCGUGAACCUGGGCAGGGUGGGCCGGUCCUGCCAGGCCGAGAAGGCGCUGGGCUACCUGGAGACGGGCACCGAGGUGCUGGCCUUCCUGCACUGCUGCCUCAACCCCGUGCUCUACGCCUUCGUGGGCCAGAAGUUCCGCAGCUACUUCCUGAAGAUCGCCAAGGACCUGCUGUGCGUGGGGCGGCGGCGCGCGUCGCAGCUCACGGGCCACGUCUGGGCCAGCCCACCCGUGCGUGUGAUUGUCCACGACCACUUCCAAGUCGUGCGGCAGAGCCGGCCGGCGUGGCUCAGGGGUUGA
Messenger RNA from Myotis brandtii (Brandt's bat), 1047 nucleotides. RefSeq lists its product as uncharacterized. Gene Ontology annotation, molecular function: G protein-coupled receptor activity. The transcript has 6 exons. The coding region runs from base 1 to 1047 and encodes 348 amino acids. NCBI's taxonomy places the organism in Eukaryota, Metazoa, Chordata, Mammalia, Chiroptera, Vespertilionidae. Gene Ontology annotation, biological process: immune response; G protein-coupled receptor signaling pathway; thymocyte migration. Gene Ontology annotation, cellular component: membrane. The record is from RefSeq and is a predicted model, not a curated record.